CUGGAGCUACCUUGUCGCAUUACGUCAUGUCAGAUCCAAAUUUCGAUUGGUGGGGCGAUGACAGAUGUGAGGGUGUGGGACCCUUGUGAUAAUGGAAAGUCCGGCUCAUACGGGUGCGGCUUUGACGGGCAACGGGUUACAUCAUUGCCAUGUAUUUGAACGCGCGUGCAGGGUCCUGAGUUGGCAGGUUCUGGCCACUAACGUUGAACUUUAAUAGGUUAUCUGUUUAGGGUUCGUUUAUAUAUCCCGACCCUGUAAGCAAUUCUUUUUCAGCCUCUGCUGCUCUGCAUUCCAACGAAAGAAACAGUUCACCAAGUGCAGAGCAGCAGGCCACCAUUCCAACUUGACAUACAAAAAAAGACCCUCGACUAUUACAAGGAUUUCAACCUUUACUAUAUACUAUACUAGCAACCACCAACAUGUCUGAACGACCUUUAGAAGCUAUCAAGCGCGCAAACAAGACCGCUAACCGUGCCCCUCAUCUUCGAAAGAAGAACAUCGCUGGUGCUGACACGAUCGAUGUUCUUGAUAACACCGGCUUCGGCGGAGCUUAUCACCAUGAUGGACCAUAUGACGCCACAUUAGCUUCCCGAAAUCGCGACAAGCGAUAUGCUCCAGUCGAGGCCGUCAAGUACGGCAACGCAGAAGCUUUGAAGGCAACACCUCGAGAGAUGGUCAUGGACUCCCUCGAACGCCAUGUACCCCUGCAAGGUACUGCCGUCAUCCCUCCUGGGCACAGAGACUUAAGCGGCCGCGUAAUGGACUACGAGGAGGGGGCAGACUUAAUGAGAGAAGACGACGCGGACGGAGGCCCCUACAAGAGAUGGGCCCAUGUUCAAUACCACCCCGACGAUCUGAAAGGCAAGGGCGAGCCAUCAUACACCAUCGAAGAGGACCGCAAAAAGCAGAAGCGCAUGCAGAGACACUCCCUCAAACCAAACGGCGAUUACGAGAUGCAGCCAACGGCCAAUGCCACAGGCCGAAGCGACAAGAACGCCACCAACGUCACCAUCCAGCGCAGCGCCAGCCUCGGCUCUUCCGGCCCUUCUAGUCCGAGGGGGAAGCGCCUGAGCGACGGCAUCAAGCGACGAAUCGGCAGCCUCCGUCGCCGACACGACGAAGUUUAGUGAUUAAUCACAUCGCCUUGUAUGAAUAAGACAAAUGUUUAAGUAACGACGUCCGAAGGCACUUUACGCACGAAUCAGAGAAGAUGUAUAAAUGAAUGAGCAAGGAUGGCAUCUGUCGAAUUAAUUCUCUUAAUCACUCGCGUUCAGCACGGCGAAGCAUAGCAACAAGGCGGUUCAGCAAAUCUUGUCGGGUGUUUUUGGAAGGCCAAGCGAGCUUAUGAUAAGAUCGAUUGGGCAGAAUGAGUGUACGAACGAAUUGUAUCUGGAGGAUUUUUUCUCGUCGCGCUGCAUCAAUGUCGGAUGAAAGUUUCCCCCAGCAGCUGCGCUCCCAGAUAGCUCUUUACAAGAUUGCUCACAGACAGCAUGAACAUGAAAGGGGGCAACCAACCCUUAUGUAAUGACCAUUAAUUCUACCUGGCUCUGGAAAUUUCGAUAUUAUUCGAAC
Messenger RNA from Annulohypoxylon truncatum, 1572 nucleotides. RefSeq lists its product as uncharacterized. The transcript is spliced from 2 exons. Gene Ontology annotation, cellular component: cytoplasm. The record is from RefSeq and is a predicted model, not a curated record. The coding region runs from base 420 to 1127 and encodes 235 amino acids. NCBI's taxonomy places the organism in Eukaryota, Fungi, Ascomycota, Sordariomycetes, Xylariales, Hypoxylaceae.